Phragmites australis (common reed) is the source of this 1896-nucleotide messenger RNA. Its product is annotated as DNA cross-link repair protein SNM1. The transcript has 10 exons. NCBI's taxonomy places the organism in Eukaryota, Viridiplantae, Streptophyta, Magnoliopsida, Poales, Poaceae. Gene Ontology annotation, biological process: protection from non-homologous end joining at telomere; interstrand cross-link repair; double-strand break repair via nonhomologous end joining. Gene Ontology annotation, molecular function: damaged DNA binding; 5'-3' DNA exonuclease activity. Bases 19 to 1596 code for a protein of 525 amino acids. The record is from RefSeq and is a predicted model, not a curated record.
UCACGCUUCCAACGUCCGAUGCCUCCGUUCCGUUCCCUCUCCCUCCCUCCCUCCCUCCUCCGUCUUCCCGCCGCCAUUUCAAACCCCCCUCCGAUGGCCACCGCCGACGGCGACAGCGACGGCGACGCCCACCCACCCCUACCCCUCUCCGCAGACCUCGACGAAAACGGCUUCCCUGCUCUACCCCCCUCCCCUGCCGCCGCCAGCUGCAGUAGCUUCGCCGAGGACUUCUACCGCAGUGGCGCGGACUGGUCCUCCCUGCGCGCCCCUCCUUCCCCGCGGCCGGAGGAGGCAUACGGGGUGAAGGAGAAGGGCGGGGGUCCUCUACUGCAGAGGAGCCUCUUCCAGGCGUGGGGGAUCGAGAGGCCGCGGCGGGAGGGGGUCGGGGCUGCGGAUUCCUCGCUCGUGCAGAGGAGCCUCUUCCAGGCGUGGGGGAUCGAGAGGCCGCGGAAGGAGGGGGUAGAGGCUGGGGAUCCCUCCCCCUCCGCCCCCCAUUCCGAUUCUUGGUCAGGAAGGAAGCGGCGACGAGGAGGCGCCGAGGAGAAUGGGGAGACCAAGAGGCCUCUCGCUUGCCCCUUCUACAAGAAGAUUCCCGGCACGCCAUUCACGGUGGAUGCAUUUCGGUAUGGAGAAGUUGAGGGGUGCUCUGCCUAUUUUCUCAGCCAUUUUCAUCUUGACCAUUACGGUGGACUGACCAAGAAAUGGUGCCAUGGCCCCAUCUAUUGUUCUGCGCUAACUGCACGCUUGGUAAAGAUGUGCCUGUCAGUAAAAUCCGAUUAUAUUUGUCCCUUGGAGCUUGAUACUCAGUAUGUCAUAGAGGGAGUGACAGUUACAUUGUUGGAGGCCAACCAUUGCCCUGGUGCAGCUCUAAUUCACUUCCGACUUAGUGAUGGAAAAACCUAUCUGCAUACUGGGGAUUUCAGAGCAUCAAAAUCCAUGCAAUUGCAUCCACUGCUCCAGAGAGGCCGCAUAAAUUUGCUUUACCUGGACACAACAUAUUGCAAUCCGAAAUACAAGUUCCCGCCUCAGGAGGAUGUUAUUGAUUUUGUUGUGAGGACAGCUCAAAGAUAUCUACAGAAGCAACCAAAAACCCUCAUUGUUGUUGGGGCAUAUAGCAUUGGGAAAGAGAACGUAUAUCUAGCAAUUUCUCGAGCUUUAGAGGUCCCUAUAUACACUGAUGCAUCAAGAAGACGAAUUCUUCAUUCAUUUGGCUGGUCGGACUUAUCCAAAAGGAUAUGUUCAUGCAAUCAAAGUUCACCCCUUCAUAUUCUGCCCCUUGGAUCUGUAAAUCAUGAGAACUUGAAGAAGUACUUGGAGACUCUUAACCAAAGGUUUCUAGCUGUGCUGGCUUUUCGACCUACAGGUUGGACUUUCUCUGAGGCAACAGGAAAGCAGCUUGACCUAAUAAAACCAAGAUCUAAUGGUAGAGUUACAAUCUAUGGUGUGCCUUACAGCGAGCACUCAAGUUUCACUGAGCUCAGAGAUUUUGUGAUGUUUUUGAGACCUCAAAAGGUAAUCCCCACUGUUAAUGUUGGCAACGCGGCAAGUCGAGAUAAAAUGCAAGCAUGUUUCCGGGAAUGGCUGAAGAGCUUGUGAUGGAUGAAGCCUGUGACACAACGAUGGUACCUGGAUAGCAGCUAAGAUACUCUCUGAAGGUUGAUCUGCUCUGUGCUAAAAAAAGUUGUGCUUAAAGAGGUGCCACUUUCCCUACAUUUGCCAUAGACGUGCAUUUUUUAUUGUAGCAGAUUAGGAUUCAUUCUGUUCUUGUCUCGUUUGUGAGGCAAAUGUGUUGUUUCUUUCUCAGUCUGACAUAUUUCUCUGCAGUGAAAGUAUAAGUUGUAAAAUUAUUGAAUCCAACUACUGUUCAACGAAAUACAUUGCUUGGAAACCAUCUCG